CUCGCUCUCACUUCAUUGCCAUUAGAAGCUAGCUUAGCUUAGCUCGCCAUCGAUCGAGCUGACCCAUUCCUCCAUCGAUCCGUUCAUCAGCUGCUAGCUAGCUCGCUCGCUAGCGACCGGCCGGUCAGAGAUCAGGGAGUGAGUAGGGAGAAGAGCACGCAUCUCUCCGGCGGCGAUGGUGAACACGGCGGCGAAGGGCGGCAGGGGAAGCAGCAGCGGGCUGCCGCUGGCGUCGCUGAACCACAUCAGCAUCGUGUGCAGGUCGGUGCAGGAGUCGCUGCAGUUCUACGCCGACGUGCUCGGCUUCGUCCCCGUCCGCCGCCCCGGCUCCUUCGACUUCGACGGCGCAUGGUUGUUUAACUACGGGAUCGGCAUCCACCUGCUGCAGGCGGAGGACCCCGACAGCUUGCCGGGGAAAACAGAGAUCAACCCUAAGGAUAACCACAUCUCUUUCCAGUGCGAGAGCAUGGCGGCAGUGGAGCGGCGGCUGAAGGAGCUGGGCAUCCCGCACGUGCAGCGCUGUGUGGAGGAGGGCGGCAUCUACGUGGACCAGAUCUUCUUCCACGACCCCGACGGCUUCAUGAUCGAGAUCUGCAACUGCGACAACCUCCCCGUCGUCCCCCUCGCCACCGACCAGCCGUUCCUCAUGGCCGCCUGCAAGAGGGCCGCCGCCGCUGCCGUCAAGCAUCAGCAGCAGCAGGCGGCGUCGUCUUCUCCGGCGACGGCGCCGGCGCAGUGCGUGCCGUCCUCGACGAAGGCGAUCCACGUCAGCGAGGAGGCACACAUCUCAUGUGCGUGAACCAGGAGAGAUCUGUGUGUGUGGCCGCCAUGCAAUUAGGGAUGCUAGGUGGGCCCGCGCACUGACUCACAUGUAGGUCAUUUAGUAUGCGAGUUAGUUUAAAGAGAUUUGCUUCUAUCUGACAAAAAGUAUCUUGAGAUAUCGGUAUUUCGCGGUACCAAAAUAUUUCUGAUCGUUACAUCCUACUUAGCUAGAUUUAAUGAUAAAAAAUGAUUUAUCUUGAGGUACCGGUAUCUCGAGAUACUUUUUAUUAGAACAGAGCAAAUCUCUUACUUAAAAUGAUCUAUGUAUGGGCAAAAUUGGUGGUCCUCCUUCGUCUCUAUAAUCAGACGUGUAUAAGUGAUCGAGCUGGUUUGGCGUUUGUAUAUGAGUCCACCGUGUUGGCUAAUGCAAUUCCCUUUAAUAUAAAGAAUAAAUUAAGUCCAAAAGGAUCUUAUAUGGUCUAA
Molecule: messenger RNA, 1245 nt
Organism: Oryza brachyantha (malo sina)
Lineage: Eukaryota; Viridiplantae; Streptophyta; Magnoliopsida; Poales; Poaceae
Exons: 3
Coding region: 176-799 (207 amino acids)
Source: RefSeq, a predicted model, not a curated record